UUGUACUCCGAAUGCAACCUGCGCCUAAAUCGGUAACCACCAUGCCACGUAACUGGUCAGGAAACAAAGUUUCCAUCCUUUGGUAUCACCAUAACGAUGAUCUCACUAUAAGGAUCACCCAGUUCCUCGAAAAACGAUUUCCUAAUAUUUGAAAAUGAAAGUAACGCCACUUACAUGGCACAACUCAUUUCUUUUCCUAAGUUUACUGACAGCAAUCCAGACUGAGCUCUCUCAAGCGGCUUUCAAGGAAGACAAAACAUCUAAAACGACAGGUAAAAGUCACCAACAUCACAAGACGGACGUGAAGAAGGAAAAACGUUUCAUGAACGAGCAUUUUCCGAAAGGAAGAGUUGUUUAUUCUUUCGUGACGGAUAGGAACCGAUACUUGGCAAGAAGGCCGCACCUGUAUCGAGCUUUCGUUGUUCGAAGUCCUUUAAGAGUGCAACAAUCGACAGAAAACGCAAAUGGGCGUCAAAACAUUCCUUUCAUGGAGGUGGAACCUACAUAUCAUCAACCGUUUGUAAGAGUUCGUCCCAUUUCGCGACCAAUUUACUACUUACAAGAUACACCUGAUGAACAAGAAGCAGAGUUCGAGGAUCCUUUGAAUGAACCUGUUGCUUUGAUGCCUGAGGAAUUUCCAGUAAAUCUCGACAGCUGCCGUCCCAAUCCGUGUUAUAAUGGAGGACGGUGCAGGAGACUCAGACAUGGAAGAUUUAGAUGUGUAUGCCAUAGAGGAUAUGGCGGCAGAUUAUGCAAUGUACUACGAACAAAAUGCAAACCGAACCCUUGCAUGAACGGGGGAACCUGCACUCAGCUAAAUGGGGGCUUCGAGUGCACAUGUUCAUUUGGCUACAAAGGCGAAACAUGCAGUCAGGAAGCCAAGUGUGGAAAUAAUCCGUGCCAAAAUGGAGGCUCAUGCACCGAGUUGGACGCCGAAUUCCAGUGCAGCUGUGCUCCGGGGUAUCGUGGCAAGAAAUGUCAAGAGAUAAGCUACUGCUAUAAAACACCCUGCAAAAAUGGCGGAACUUGUACUGAAACAGACACUGGUUUCGAGUGCAUUUGUCCAUCACAAUGGAAUUGUGUCGACUGCAGCUGUAGCGCUGUUACCGGUGUAAAGCAUUCUCUGGAUAACUGUUUUCCAAACCCCUGCCAAAAUGGUGGCACCUGUUUUUCCACUCAUGAUGGGUUCAAAUGUCUCUGUAUGCAAGGUUACAAGGGAAAGUCUUGUGAAGUGAUCGAAUAUUGUAACACCGAACCAUGCCUUAAUGGUGGAACAUGUAAAGAGACAGCAACGAGUUACAUCUGCCUUUGUAAAAGUCGAUUUCGAGGAAAAAACUGCGACGUGGAGAACCAUUGCCGACCAAAAAAUCCAUGUCAUAACGACGGUCUAUGUGUAGAACUGGAAGAUGGUUAUAAAUGCAGGUGUAAGAUCGGAUAUCGCGGAGUCAACUGCGAAGAAAAGGAAUAUUGCAUUCCAAAUCCCUGCAAAAACGGGGGAACCUGCACCGCUGAACAACAAGGAUAUAUGUGCUCAUGUCAGCCUGGCUUCAGAGGGGAAACAUGUCAAAUUCAGGAAAUGUGCGCCUCCAAUCCAUGUCUGCACGAAGGAACAUGUAUAGAAAUGGAUAACAAUACAUUUAAGUGUCUCUGCAUGGCAGGGUGGAAAGGAGAACACUGUCAUGAUAAGGAUCUUUGUAUUCCAAACCCAUGCAAGAACGAGGGUCAUUGUGAAGCACACGGAUUCUCUUUCCAGUGUCACUGCGCCCUUGGCUUUAAGGGAAAGAGUUGCGAGGCAAAGGAUCCUUGCAGUCCGAACCCAUGUCACCAUGGUGGCCACUGUCUUAGCCAUGGUGAAGUCGAUUAUGAGUGUGAAUGUGGAAGAGGAUAUACCGGAUUAAAGUGUGAGAGAGUAAACCCUUGUUACCCAAACCCUUGUAAAUAUGGAGGAACUUGUCAACUAACAACAGAUAGUUUCACGUGUAAUUGCCCUGUUGGAAGAGUUGGAGAAUUCUGCGAAGGUAGCAAACCAUUUCUACCAUUAGUUGAGCUUGGGUGA
Molecule: messenger RNA, 2056 nt
Organism: Stylophora pistillata
Lineage: Eukaryota; Metazoa; Cnidaria; Anthozoa; Scleractinia; Pocilloporidae
Biological process (GO): axon guidance; Notch signaling pathway
Cellular component (GO): plasma membrane; cell surface; signaling receptor complex
Molecular function (GO): calcium ion binding
Source: RefSeq, a predicted model, not a curated record